Penicillium salamii is the source of this 1302-nucleotide messenger RNA. NCBI's taxonomy places the organism in Eukaryota, Fungi, Ascomycota, Eurotiomycetes, Eurotiales, Aspergillaceae. The record is from the annotation of a GenBank genome assembly.
AUGAGGAAAACACUGUUGCUCGUUUUUAUCCACGGAUUCAAGGGUGGUGAUGAUACCUUUGGAACAUUUCCCGAGCACUUGCGCGUGUUAGCUAGCAGAGCAUUGCCCGCGAUCGAGGUAGUCACGGCUGUCUACCCCAAGUAUGAGACCAAAGGUGACUUGAAGGAAUGCGUUGCGAGGCUUCGAGAUUGGCUACAAGAUGUUGUGAUCGAUUUGGAGGUUGCCAAUCAUACAGCAUCACCUACCGUUGACCCCUCUGUCCAUGUCGUUCUCAUCGGUCACUCAAUGGGAGGAAUAGUAGGAGCAGAUGCUUUGCUUAUGUUGGCAGCAGAGCAACCAAUACCCCGGAAUCCUACUUCGGAUAUGCAGUCAACAGCAGGCACCGAGUCUAUCGUGGAGCCGGGAACGUUCAUGUUCCCCCACAUUCAAGGCGUACUUGCAUUUGACACUCCAUUUCUCGGAAUAGCUCCUGGGGUCGUGUCGUAUGGUGCCGAAGGACACUACCGCAAUGCAGCCACCGCGUACAACACCGUUUCCGAGGUUGCAGGACUUUUCGGUUACGGCAAAGGCACUGGCUCGGACAAAGGGGCUGCCGCUGCCGCCCCUAAAGCGUCUUCCAAACCACUGCCGUCCCCAUCUGACGCCGCAGCAACACCCCCCUGGCAAAAAUGGGGAAAGUACGCCAUGUUUGCAGGAGCGGCCGGUGCCGUUGCCGCUGGCGGCGCAGCCAUGUAUACCCAAAGACAGAAGCUAACCGAAGGAUUUGGGUGGGUGUCGUCGCAUUUGGAGUUUGUCGGGUGUCUCGCACGCACAUCGGAGCUUCAUCAGCGCACCGAGCGUCUGUCAAAGGUAAAGGGGGAGCGUGGAAUCGGGUGUGUCAACUUUUACACAUGUCUUGGGAAAGGAGCAACGUCUCUGGUGGAGAACACAUCAGCAAGCCAGACAUCUUUCAGCCAAAAAAUUAUCAGGGCAAAGAACCGGACGUUCUGUUCAUUGCCGAAAGAAGUGGAGGAUGGCAGAGAAUCGCAAAGCCCGGGACUGUUGUGGAAUAAAGCUGUCAAUGACCAGGCCACCGACGAGACCAAUGCCCACACUACCAUGUUUCUGUCUAAACAAAACCCUGCGUUUUUUGAGAUGCUGAGUGAAGCAUGUGCGGCACUCGUCAGGUCGGUAGACAUGGGCUGGUACGAGUCAGCCACGGAGCAAGCCAAGGAAGACAGUCAGCCACCAGAUACACAGCAUACACCCAAAAAAUCACCCGGGGAGUUCAUGGAUGGGGAUGAUGUCGUGGUCGUUGAUUGA